AUUCCGUACUCACCCGUCCACCUCUUCCUCUCAUACAGCCAUCAUCUGGCCUAUCAUGGCGGCCCUGCGUAUCGUGAUUGCCUCGUCUCGUCUCAGGCAAUCUGCAGCUCGUUCUAUAUAUCAGUCUCUUUCAGUUCGCGGUCUCGCCACUGCAAAGUCUCCAGCAAAUCUCUUCGAGUCACUGGACACUUUUACUGAUAGGCAUGUUGGACCAGACGACAAUGAGACCGAGUUUAUGCUCUCAAAGCUUGGCUUUGACUCCAUGGAGUCCUUUCUAGCUGCGACCGUGCCGCACAACAUCCGUAUUGCUAGCUCCACCGUCAGCAAUGCGUCCAUCCCAGCAUUGAGCGAGACAGAGCUUCAUGCAAAUGCAAAAAGGCUAGGUCGGAAGAACGAGCAGUUCAAAAGCUUCAUCGGCAUGGGGUACCACAACGCCGUCGUGCCCCCUGUGAUUUUGCGGAAUGUAUUCGAGAACCCUGCGUGGUACACCCCUUACACCCCGUACCAGCCCGAGAUUGCCCAGGGUCGUCUCGAGUCAUUGGUGAACUUCCAAACGAUGAUCAUGUCCCUCACAUCGAUGCACGUCUCAAACGCAUCCCUCCUCGAUGAAGCAACUGCUGCCGCAGAAGCCAUGGUCAUGGCAUACGUGCAGUCCAACCAGAAGAAGAAGACAUUUUUCGUCGACAAGGCGGUCCUUCCACAAACCAUCUCCGUUCUCAAGACGCGUGCUAAAGGUUUUGGCAUAAAUCUCGUCAUCGGUGACGCGGGUGACGUGCUCAAAUCCGACGCGUUACGUGCUGAUCUGGCUGGCGUCCUUGUUCAAUAUCCUGACGUGAAUGGUUUCGUCACCGACUACAGUGAUUUUACGAAGCAGGUGCAUGAAGCAGGCGCACUUGUCAUCGUCGCGACAGACCUUCUUGCUUUGACACUUCUUCGGCCCCCGGGUGAAUGGGGUGCUGAUAUCGUUCUUGGCAACUCUGCCCGAUUUGGGGUUCCUGCCGGUUAUGGAGGUCCUCAUGGUGCUUUUUUUGCUGUCACAGAGAAGCUCAAGCGGAAAAUGCCUGGACGUCUUAUUGGCCGGAGCAAAGAUACUAUGGGUAACCCCGCAUAUAGGCUGGCAUUGCAGACCCGGGAGCAACACAUUCGCCGUGAAAAGGCCACUAGCAACAUUUGCACCUCGCAAGCCCUUCUUGCCAACAUGGCCGCUAUGUACGCAAUAUACCAUGGCCCCAUAGGACUCGAGCGUAUUGCAAAGAAAGUGCACUUCCUCACACAGAUCCUCAAGCUUGCCGUCGAGCGUCUCGGAUUCCGCGUAAUCAAUGCGUCUUCCUACUUUGACACGCUCACCAUUGAUGUCUCAAAGCACUGCGCGAAUGCUGAAGUUAUGCAUGCCGCUGCUGCGUUGCAGGGCCUCAACCUCCGAAGAGUGGACAAGAAUACUGUUGGUGUCACUCUGGACGAGUCAGUAGGCAAAGAGGACCUCCUGUCCCUCAUACGCGCCUUCCACAUCGCCGCCUCGCAACCAGAGCCCAAUCUCGCUGACCUGCCCGCUCCAAAAGAACUUGCAUUCCCUCAUCAGCUCGUGCGCGAGUCCGAGUUCCUCUCGCACCCCGUUUUCAACAAACAUCACAGCGAGACUGAGAUGCUCCGGUACAUAUUCCACCUUGCCAGCAAGGACCUUGGUCUUGUCCAUGCAAUGAUCCCCCUUGGCAGCUGCACGAUGAAGCUUAACAGCACGAGCAGCAUGAUCCCACUUACAUGGCCCGAGUUUGGUGGUAUCCAUCCGUUUGCGCCACACGAGCAGGUUGAAGGAUACAGGAAGAUCAUCAAGGAACUGGAAGACGACCUUUGCAAGAUUACUGGCUUUUCAGCUUGCUCUGUGCAACCAAAUUCGGGUGCUGCGGGUGAAUAUGCUGGGUUAACUGUCCUCCGGGCAUACCAUGAAUCCCGCGGGGAGGGACACCGUGACGUGUGCUUAAUACCCCUUAGUGCUCACGGCACGAAUCCUGCGUCGGCUGUGAUGGCGGGCUUGAAGGUUGUUCCGGUCAAGACACAUGCAGAUGGGAAUCUGGACCUGGAAGACUUGAAGGCAAAGGCCGAGAAACACAAAGAUAAUCUCGCGGUCUUCAUGAUUACAUACCCCUCGACGUUCGGUGUCUUUGAAGAUGGUAUUACCGAAGCCUGCAAGAUCAUUCAUGACUGUGGUGGACAAGUUUACUUGGAUGGUGCAAAUCUCAACGCACAGGUUGGACUGACGAACCCUGCGGUCUGCGGAGGCGAUGUUUGCCAUCUCAACCUGCACAAGACCUUUGCUAUUCCCCAUGGAGGUGGAGGACCUGGUGUUGGGCCCAUCUGUGUCGCCGAACACCUCGCACCCUUCCUUCCCUCGCAUCCCCUGGUCAAGACUGGCGGUGAUGCCGCCAUCGAUGCCAUCUCAGCUGCUCCCUUCGGCAGUGCCUCUAUACUCCUCAUUUCAUGGGCUUAUAUCAAGAUGCUCGGCGGCAACGGCCUUUCGGAGUCCACGAACAUCGCGCUUCUUAAUGCCAACUACAUGGCGCAUCGACUUGCAGGAUACUACAGUCUUCGGUUCAAGAAUAAGAAUGGCCAAGUUGCUCAUGAGCUGCUCAUCGACCUGGCUGAGUUUGAUAAGACUGCAGGGUUGAAGGUGACGGAUUUCGCGAAACGGUUGCAGGAUUACGGCUUCCACCCUCCCACGUGCUCAUGGCCUAUCUCCACCUGUAUGCUGAUCGAGCCUACCGAGUCUGAAACGCUCGAAGAGAUCGAUAGAUUCUGCGAUGCUAUGAUUCAGAUCAGGAAGGAAGCGGAAGAUAUCAUCACUGGCAAACAACCCAAGGAUAACAAUCUGCUCAAGAACGCGCCGCAUCCGCUUUCUCUCAUGGUUGCGUCUGACAAGGAAUGGAACCGUUCUUAUACGCGCGAAGAGGCUGCAUAUCCCAUGCCAUGGCUCCGCGAGAAGAAGUUUUGGCCAACUGUUUCUCGUAUAGACGAUGCCUACGGCGACCUUAACCUUAUUUGUGACUGCCCGACAGUUGAGGAACUUGCAUCUUAGUAAGCUAAUUUUAUCAUAUUACGACCAUCUUUAGAUGUGUUUUCUUGCUCGAUUAUUUUUCUACUCCUCUAGAACACACUUGU
Molecule: messenger RNA, 3153 nt
Organism: Suillus fuscotomentosus
Lineage: Eukaryota; Fungi; Basidiomycota; Agaricomycetes; Boletales; Suillaceae
Product: glycine cleavage system P-protein-domain-containing protein
Exons: 13
Coding region: 56-3070 (1004 amino acids)
Biological process (GO): glycine decarboxylation via glycine cleavage system
Cellular component (GO): glycine cleavage complex; mitochondrion
Molecular function (GO): glycine binding; glycine dehydrogenase (decarboxylating) activity; pyridoxal phosphate binding
Source: RefSeq, a predicted model, not a curated record